AACCCCAGUGCCCAGUGCCCUCUCCCAGCUCCACACACCAGCAUCACCCAUCGCAGCGUGCAGCCCUGAGAUUUGUGCUCAGGACCACACCUCAUCUGGGACGAACCUAUUGAAAGGGAGUUUGACUGACAGAGAAGGCUUUCUUCAGGUCUAUUUCUUACCAAAGUCCCCAUUUUGCUGGACUGGCUCAGAACUAGAAAUUCAUACAAUCUAUCAUAAUUAAGACAUUCACUUUAAGCCCUGCAUGAGUCAACCGCUGUAAAGAUACAGGAGUUUUCAGCAGGAAUAUAUGAUUACAGAGCUGUUCCAGGAGCUCUGCUAAUCAGCACAGUAUCUGCUUGAACACCUGUACAACAGCUCAGAGAAAGCAAUAAAGAUAAAAACAGCUUCAAGACUGUGAAGAGCAGGUGCAAUUAUGGUCAUACUAUUAAUACUCAGCUUGGUGAUAGUGCACAAGAGUCUCAUCAGAGAAGACAUCAGGGACUACAGAUGCCACGUGGGAAACGCCUGGGCAGCCGGCCGCGUGCGAAACCUGGAUGUCUUCCUGCAAGCCCCUGGGAUAGCUGAAACCAGAGAGACAUUAAGUAGAAACCAUAAAGUUACAUUUCUGGAAUGCUUUAGUCAUCAAAGCUCUGUGCAAGUAAAUCUGCUGCACCUGGGGAAGAUGCACAGAGAUUUGACAGAGUGGGUAGCAGAGGAAUGCACUGUGGAGAGCCUGCAGGUCAUCCCCAGCACAGCCAGGGGCACCAACCACACCUGUGUCUUACGGACAUCCACGAGAAGGCAGUUCCAUAGAAGAUUUAUUUUCAGAAGCAAAGUGUUUCUGGCAGUGAUUUCGAAUCACACUAUAACAGCAACACCACUCAAGCAGAAAGCUUUUUCCAAUGGCUCAUCUACCCCACGCGUGCACCCAGUGCAGCAGACCUCCCAAGAGAGAAUUCCAUCCGCAAAUGGCAAAGAUUUGCUGAUCAAACAAAAUAUAGCUAUCAUCAUGAAAGCGUUCAUCGUUUGCAUCCUGUUAGCUCCCGUGAUAUGCUAUAUCAUGUUUUUCAUACAUGAAAUAAGCCACUUGUGCUCGUGCCGUGACUGGAUUGGCAGCAGAUGGAGCAGAAGCAAGUGCAUAUCUGCAGCCUCCACCCCAGUGGAUCGCCAGUCAGGAACACUCUCAGCCCAGCUACCUGAGAACAGAAAGAAGAAGCCAGUGCUAUGUUUUGCCUGACUCCCAGAAUCCCUUCCACAGAUCCUUACAUGAGAAGAUUCCAAUUAUUGUUAUCCACAAAACCUACUUAAGAAAUGCAGGCGCUAGAGAAACACCCUUUUACCAACAAAAAAUGCAUCGUCUUCCUCUUCACCACUUACUGGGAACAGCAGAUUGGACAUCAGCAGCUUAAAUAACCACAGCUUCAACAGCUGCAGACUGAAACCAGACAUCAGAAGCAACAUUUACCUGGUUAGGAGCAAUCACAUCAAUUCACUGCAAAAUGAGGUGCUGUGAAGACACCCACAUGCUGAUUCCUUCCAUUAACUACCUGGAUUCAUGUUUUAAUUCCCAGAUACUAGAAAAACCUGUUGGCAUAAGCAAUAAAUAUUUCAUUGACAUUCCAAA
This is a messenger RNA of Phasianus colchicus (ring-necked pheasant), 1606 nucleotides long. NCBI's taxonomy places the organism in Eukaryota, Metazoa, Chordata, Aves, Galliformes, Phasianidae. The record is from RefSeq and is a predicted model, not a curated record.